Molecule: messenger RNA, 3418 nt
Organism: Boleophthalmus pectinirostris (great blue-spotted mudskipper)
Lineage: Eukaryota; Metazoa; Chordata; Actinopteri; Gobiiformes; Gobiidae
Gene: dhx9
Product: DEAH (Asp-Glu-Ala-His) box helicase 9
Exons: 26
Coding region: 98-3418 (1106 amino acids)
Biological process (GO): regulation of mRNA processing; positive regulation of transcription by RNA polymerase II
Cellular component (GO): nucleolus; intracellular anatomical structure; ribonucleoprotein complex
Molecular function (GO): 3'-5' DNA helicase activity; 3'-5' DNA/RNA helicase activity; double-stranded RNA binding
Source: RefSeq, a predicted model, not a curated record
GGGGGCGCUAAUGAACCAGUCAGCAGACACUUGCAUCCGUUUAGCUGGUUCUUAGCAUCGAGGCUGGUAGCAGUGGCGUCCAUUCAUUGAGUCCGAAAUGGCUGAUGUUAAGAACUUUCUCUAUGCCUGGUGUGGGAAGAAGAAAAAGACCCCCAAUUAUGACAUCAGAGCUGCUGGCAACAAGAACAGACAGAAGUUUCUUUGUGAGGUUCGUGUGGACGGCUAUAACUACACAGGAAUGGGGAACUCCACUAAUAAGAAAGAUGCUCAGUCCAACGCGGCCAGGGAUUUUGUGAAUUACCUGGUUCGGAUUGGAGAGAUGAAUGCUGCCGAAGUCCCAGCGGUGGGGGUUGGUGCUCCAGAGAUGGAUCAGCCUGCAGGAGGUGAUCCAGCAGGUUUUGGAAACCUACCCUCCAGUGGCCCUCUGCCUCCUCACCUGGCUGUUAAAGCUGAACAAGAGGACUCAAGUGGAAACGUCCCUGUCCCAGGAGUGACAGGACUGGGCUACUCUGGAGGCAGAGGAAACCCAGGUUUUGGGCCUGGUUAUAGAUCUGCACCAGGAGGGGCCCAGUGGGAGGCAGGGGCCAACCUGAAAGAGUACUACAACCGCAGAGAUGAACAGGAGGCCCAGGCGACCUUGGAGUCAGAGGAGGUUGACCUGAACGCUAAUCUUCAUGGAAACUGGACCCUUGAAAAUGCCAAAGCUCGAUUAAACCAGUUUUUCCAAAAGGAAAAAAUGACUGCUGAGUACAAGUACAGCCAAGUGGGGCCAGAUCAUAACAGGAGCUUCAUUGCUGAAAUGCAACUGUUCGUGAGGCAGCUUGGCAGGAGAAUCACAGCUCGAGAACAUGGCUCCAAUAAGAAGUUGGCUGCUCAGUCUUGUGCUUUGUCCCUGGUCCGACAGCUGUACCACCUGGGCGUCAUUGAGCCUUUUUCUGGAGUUACUAAAAAGAAAGAAGGAGAAACUUUGGAGCCAUACGAUGUGACCAUUUCUCCUGAUCUGGAGCAGCAGCUGGGAAGUCUUGUCGAAGAGCUUGGCCUCAGUAUUCCACCUCCACCCUCAGGGCCUGGCGAGCCAGUGUCUCUGGUUCACCCAAAGAUAGCAUCGUUCGAACCGUCGCAGAAGCAAAGCACAGCUGGUGUGGUCCCCUGGUCUCCUCCUCAGGUUAACUGGAACCCAUGGACCAGCAGUAACAUCGACGAGGGCCCGCUUGCUUUUUGCACUCCAGAGCAGAUCAGUGAUGACCUCUAUAAGGAACUCACUUGUCAGCUAGAGCACGAUACAGAGCUCCAAAAGAUGCUGAUGGAGCGAGAGCAGCUCCCUGUGAAGCAGUUUGAGGAUGAGAUCAUGAGCACUUUGGACAACAAUUCUGUGGUGAUUAUCAGAGGAGCUACUGGCUGUGGGAAAACCACCCAGGUCCCACAGUACAUCCUUGAUCGCUUCGUUAAGAGCGGCCGGGCAUCGGACUGUAACAUUGUGGUCACACAGCCUCGGAGGAUCAGCGCUGUCUCAGUUGCAGAGAGGGUUGCCUUUGAAAGAGGAGAGGAUUUGGGAAAGAGUUGUGGCUACAGUGUUCGCUUUGAGUCUAUUCUUCCUCGCCCUCAUGCUAGCGUCCUAUUCUGCACUGUUGGUGUUUUACUGCGAAAGCUUGAAGCUGGGAUCCGAGGCAUCAGUCAUGUGAUAGUGGAUGAAAUCCAUGAGCGAGACAUUAAUACGGACUUUCUGAUGGUGGUCCUCAGAGACGUGGUCCAAACUUACCCUGAGGUCCGAGUCAUUCUGAUGUCCGCCACCAUCGACACCACCAUGUUCAGGGAAUACUUUUUCAACUGCCCGGUUAUCGAGGUGUAUGGUCGCACUUUUCCGGUUCAAGAGUAUUUUCUUGAAGACUGCAUUCAGAUGACUAAUUUUGUGCCUCCUCCAAAUGACCGCAAGAAAAAGGACAAAGAUGAAGAGGGGGGUGAUGAUGACGUGAACUGUAACGUAAUAUGUGGUCCAGAGUACACACCAGAGACAAAGCGCUCCAUGGCUCUUAUCAAUGAAAAGGAGACAUCUUUUGAACUGGUGGAGGCUCUGCUGCGCUACAUUGAGACACUGAAUGUGGAAGGAGCAGUCCUGGUGUUCCUGCCCGGAUGGAACCUGAUCUAUGCCAUGCAGCGCCACCUGGAGAUGCACCCACACUUUGGCAGUAACAAUUACCGCAUUCUGCCUCUGCAUUCACAAGUCCCCCGAGAGGAGCAGCGGAGAGUAUUUGAGCCAGUGCCUGAAAAUGUCACUAAGGUCAUUCUCUCGACGAAUAUUGCAGAAACCAGUAUUACUAUCAACGAUGUGGUGUACGUCAUUGACUCCUGCAAGCAGAAAGUCAAACUCUUCACAUCUCACAACAACAUGACAAACUACGCCACAGUUUGGGCCUCCAAGACCAACCUGGAGCAGCGCAAAGGGAGAGCCGGGAGGGUCAGACCUGGCUUCUGCUUCCACCUGUGCAGCCGCGCUCGUUUUGAAAGACUGGAGACCCACAUGACUCCAGAGAUUUUCCGAACCCCUCUGCAUGAAGUGGCUUUGAGCAUCAAACUGCUGCGACUUGGAGCCAUUGGGCACUUCCUGUCUAAGGCCAUCGAACCUCCACCGCUGGAUGCUGUGAUAGAAGCAGAGCACACUCUGAGAGAGCUGGAUGCACUGGACUCCAACGAUGAGCUCACUCCUUUGGGUCGAAUCCUGGCCCGACUCCCCAUUGAACCUCGACUUGGCAAAAUGAUGAUUAUUGGCUGCAUCUUUUAUGUUGGGGAUGCCAUGUGCACCAUCUCUGCAGCCUCUUGUUUCCCCGAGCCCUUUAUCAAUGAAGGGAAGCGUCUUGGAUUCGUUCACAGGAACUUUGCAGGCAGCCGCUUCUCGGACCAUGUGGCCCUGCUCUCAGUGUUUCAGGCGUGGGAUGAAGUCAGGAUCAACGGUGAGGAGGCAGAGGGUCGUUUCUGCGAUCACAAACGUCUGAACAUGCCCACUCUGAGGAUGACCUGGGAGGCUAAAGUUCAGCUCAAGGAGAUCCUGAUAAAUGCUGGAUUUCCUGAAGAGUGCCUUUUGACACAGUCCUUCAACACAGUGGGCCCAGACAACAGCCUGGAUGUGGUCAUUUCUCUGAUCACAUUUGGCUCUUAUCCCAAUGUGUGCUAUCACAAAGAGAAGCGCAAGAUCCUCACCACAGAGGGCCGCAACGCUCUCAUUCACAAAACCUCAGUCAACUGCCCCUUUAGCAACCAUGACCUGAGCUACCCCUCACCCUUCUUUGUGUUCAGUGAGAAGAUUCGGACUCGAGCCAUUUCAGCUAAAGGCAUGACUCUGGUCAGCCCUCUGCAGCUGCUGCUGUUUGGAUGUAAAAAGAUUACUUCUAACGGAGAAACUGUGGAGCUAGAUGAGUGGUGA